Molecule: messenger RNA, 510 nt
Organism: Durusdinium trenchii
Lineage: Eukaryota; Dinophyceae; Suessiales; Symbiodiniaceae
Source: the annotation of a GenBank genome assembly
AUGAAACCACGUCAAACUUCAAAACGCAGCCUGCAUGAGUGUGUCAUGGAAGCUUCUUGCUCAAAGCCCUGUCCCAUCAAAAGGCUCACGAUCCUCUGGAACCCACAAGGGACAUUCUGCAGCUACCCGUCAAGUCCUACACACAAAACCUUCUUCUCUUCAUUCUACACAGCUAUAUAUUUGAUUCAUGCCCCACAAGCUGCUUUCAAGUUCGUUUGCUUCAAAGUCACAAAACCGAAAGGGUUGAAAACUUGCAUUGCAAAUGAUUGCAAAUGUAGGGUCUCACAUAUUCUGGCACAUGUUCCCUUGGCUCAAACUGCCUGGAGCAACCUUGCCCAGAACCGAUUGUGUUCUUGUUCAAAACCAACAAAGUUGGGCGCGCUCUUGUUUUUGCUGCGAGUUCCCCUUCGUAAACAAGACCCGGCUGGAAAAAGAAUUGGCAGCUUGUCUGCUCGAGACUUCAAAACUGAAAACUCCAACAAGCUUGGAUUGUGGUUCUCGACAGUGUGA